Molecule: messenger RNA, 4650 nt
Organism: Rhododendron vialii
Lineage: Eukaryota; Viridiplantae; Streptophyta; Magnoliopsida; Ericales; Ericaceae
Product: ABC transporter G family member 31
Exons: 24
Coding region: 49-4335 (1428 amino acids)
Cellular component (GO): membrane
Molecular function (GO): ATP hydrolysis activity; ABC-type transporter activity; ATP binding
Source: RefSeq, a predicted model, not a curated record
AGAGUAAUUGGUUCUAGAGAGAGAGCGAGAAAGAGAGAGAGAGAGGGAAUGGCAGCGUCGGACGGGACGGAGUACUUCGAACUGGACGUGGAGGCAGGGAUCGAGGGGGGGUUCGCUCGGGCGUCAAAUGCGGAGUCGGUGAGGCAGGACGAGGAAGAGCUCCUGUGGGCGGCGCUGGCGAGGCUGCCGUCGCAGAAGCGGACGAACUUCGCGUUGCUGCGGCGGACGGCGUCCGAGUCGGACAGCGGGGAAGAGAGGACGGAGACGGUCGACGUCAGGAAACUGGACCGUCCCAACCGCGAGCUCGUCGUCAAGAGGGCCUUGGCUACCGCUGACCAGGACAAUUACAAGCUCCUCUCUGCCAUCAAAGAACGACUCGAUAGAGCUGGAAUAGAGGUUCCGAAAGUCGAAGUGCGGUUCGAGAACCUGGAUAUCUCUGUCAAUGUUCAAGUCGGCUCGAGAGCUUUGCCUACUCUAGUCAACAAUGUUCGUAAUCACAUCGAGCGUAUAUUAACUGGUUUGCGUAUAUUCCGCCCAAAGAGGCAUCGUUUCACAAUCUUGAACGACAUCAGUGGGUUUGUGAAACCGGGAAGGAUGACUCUACUAUUGGGCCCUCCGGGUUCUGGUAAAUCCACAUUGCUCUUAGCUCUGGCGGGAAAGCUCGACCCUGGCUUGAAGAAAACCGGUAAUGUUACCUACAAUGGUGAGAAACUAGAUGAUUUUUGCGUUCAGAGGACUUCUGCUUACAUAAGUCAAACAGAUACCCACAUAGCGGAACUAACUGUUCGAGAAACUUUGGAUUUUGCUGCUAGAUUUGAAGGUGGUGGCGGAGGAUUUGCAGGAUAUAUGGAGGAUCUUACUCGUUUAGAGAAGGAAAAGAAUAUACGCCCAAGUCCUGAAAUUGAUGCUUUUAUGAAGGCAUCAUCUGUUGGUGGUAGAAAGAAUAGUGUCUCGACGGAUUAUGUCUUGAAAGUGCUUGGCCUUGAUGUGUGUUCGGAUACAAUUGUUGGUAAUGAUAUGCUUAGGGGUGUUUCAGGUGGCCAGAGAAAGAGAGUUACUACAGGAGAAAUGAUUGUUGGGCCAAGAAAAACCCUUUUUAUGGAUGAAAUUUCAACUGGACUUGAUAGCUCUACAACAUUCCAAAUUGUCAACUGUGUACGGAAUUUCGUUCACCAAAUGGAGGCUACAGUUUUAAUGGCUCUUCUUCAGCCUGCACCUGAGACAUUUGAUCUGUUUGAUGAUCUGGUAUUAUUGUCAGAAGGAUACUUGGUGUAUCAAGGUCCUCGGGAAGAAGUAUUAGAUUUCUUUGGAUCGUUAGGUUUUCGGUUGCCACCUCGUAAGGGAGUUGCAGAUUUCCUUCAAGAGGUAACCUCAAGAAAGGAUCAAGCACAGUACUGGGCUGAUUCUUCAAAACCAUAUACAUUUGUUCCUGUCUCAGAAAUUGCAGAAGCAUUUAAAAAUUCCAAAUAUGGAAUGUAUUUGAAGUCCUCUCUCUCUGUUCCAUAUGAUAAAUCCAAGAAUCAUCCAUCAGCUCUGGCAAAGACAAAGUUCUCUGUAUCGAAGAGGGAGCUUUUCAACACAUGCUUUUCACGAGAAUUGCUUCUGAUUAGGAGACAUCGUUUCCUUUAUAUUUUCAGGACAUGCCAGGUUGCAUUUGUAGGGUUUGUGACAUGUACGGUGUUUUCGCGAACAAGAAUACAUCCAACGGAUGAGAUAAAUGGAAGCCUCUAUCUUUCUUGUCUGUUUUUUGCACUGGUGCAUAUGAUGUUCAAUGGAUUCUCUGAGCUGCCUCUUAUGAUAUUUAGACUUCCUGUUUUUUACAAGCAAAGAGAUAAUUUCUUUCAUCCUGCCUGGGCUUGGUCCAUUACUAGUUGGAUUCUGCGUGUACCUUACUCAGUCAUUGAAGCUAUUGUAUGGUCUUGUGUUGUAUACUACACCGUUGGUUUUGCACCUGGUGCGGGGAGGUUUUUCCGCUAUAUGUUCCUACUCUUCUCAAUACACCAAAUGGCAUUGGGUCUGUUCCGGAUGAUGGCUUCUCUUGCACGUGAUAUGAUCAUUGCCAAUACAUUUGGGUCAGCUUCAUUGCUAGCUAUAUUCCUGUUGGGCGGAUUUAUCAUCCCAAAAGACAUGAUCAAGCCAUGGUGGUCUUGGGCAUUUUGGUUGUCACCAUUAUCCUACGGGCAACGUGCAAUUGCUGUAAACGAGUUUACUGCAACAAGAUGGAUGAAGACAUCUGCCUUUGGAAACUCUACAAUUGGAUACAACAUCCUCAAAUUAUAUGGUCUACCCAGUGAUGGUUACUGGUAUUGGCUCGGAGUUGGCGUUUUAUUGCUUUAUGCUGUGUUUUUCAAUAUCAUGGUGACUUUGGCCCUGGCGUACCUCAAACCUAUCAAGAAUGUCCAGACGGUGAUACCAAAUGCCACAAUGGAAGAGAGUUCAGCUGCAGAUGGUGGAAAUAACCAGGUUACUGGAACCGUCCAGGAAAGGCCGAAACAAAGGGGAAUGAUUCUCCCAUUUCAACCCUUAACACUGACUUUCCAUAACGUCAACUACUUUGUUGACAUGCCAAAGGAAAUGAGCAUUCAAGGCAUUCCAGAAAAGAAGUUGCAACUCUUAUCCAGCGUGAGUGGAGUAUUCUCACCUGGCGUUCUUACAGCUUUAGUUGGAUCAAGUGGAGCUGGUAAGACCACUUUGAUGGAUGUCCUUGCGGGUAGGAAAACUGGUGGCUACAUUGAAGGGGACGUUAAAAUCUCAGGGUACCCAAAAGAACAGCGUACUUUUGCAAGAAUUUCUGGUUACGUCGAACAAAAUGAUAUACAUUCCCCUCAAGUGACAGUUUUCGAGUCUCUCUUGUUCUCUUCCUGUCUUCGCCUUCCCAAGGAAGUGGACGAAGCAAAAAGACAUGAGUUUGUUGAAGAAGUGAUGCUAUUGGUGGAGCUUGACACUCUAAGGGAUGCUUUGGUAGGUUUGCCUGGUAGCACUGGCUUAUCUACGGAGCAAAGAAAACGUUUAACAAUUGCAGUGGAGCUUGUGGCAAAUCCUUCCAUAAUUUUUAUGGAUGAGCCUACGUCUGGACUUGAUGCAAGAGCUGCAGCCAUUGUUAUGCGAGCUGUUCGUAAUACUGUUGAUACUGGAAGAACUGUGGUGUGCACCAUACAUCAACCAAGCAUUGAUAUAUUUGAAGCAUUUGAUGAGCUACUUCUUAUGAAACGAGGAGGACGAGUAAUCUACGGCGGGAAGCUUGGUGAGAAGUCACAAACCAUGAUCAACUAUUUUCAGGGGAUCUGUGGAAUCCCUCCUAUUCCCAUGGGUUACAAUCCUGCAACUUGGAUGCUAGAGAUCAGUACGCCUGCUGCUGAACAGAGAAUUGGCCAGGACUUUGCUGAGAUAUACAAGAAUUCUCAACAAUUUAGGGAUGUUGAAGAUUCCAUUGAGCAUAUGAGUAUUCCACCUCCUGAGUCAGAAGCUUUAAAAUUCGAUACGACAUUUUCUCAAAGUGCACUUUUCCAAUUUAGAUCUUGCCUAUGGAAGCAAAACAUUGUAUAUUGGAGAAGUCCAUCAUACAAUGUUGUCAGAUUAUUCUUUACUGCAUUGAGUGGACUGAUACUUGGCACAGUAUUUUGGGGGGUUGGUUAUAAAAGGGACUCGACUCAGAACUUAUAUGUGGUCCUAGGAGCUCUUUAUUCCUCAUGCUUGUUUCUUGGCGUCAGUAAUGCGUCAUCCGUACAACCAAUAGUUUCAAUUGAGAGAACUGUUUUCUAUAGAGAAAAAGCUGCUGGAAUGUACUCCCCAUUUCCUUAUGCUGCAGCCCAGGGCCUUGUGGAGAUACCAUACAUUGCGGUGCAGACAAUUUUAUUUGGUCUAAUUACAUAUUUCAUGAUGGAUUUUGAAAGGACAGUCGGCAAAUUUUUCCUCUAUGUACUGUUCAUGUUUCUCACUUUCAUGUACUUUACUUUCUACGGCAUGAUGGCCGUUGGCCUUACACCUUCCCAAAACUUGGCUGCGGUUAUUUCUUCUGCAUUUUACUCACUAUGGAAUCUCCUCUCUGGUUUCCUUAUUCCAAAACCGAGUAUCCCAGUGUGGUGGAUCUGGUUUUACUACAUUAGUCCUAUAUCAUGGACCCUCCGGGGAAUCAUUACCUCUCAGCUCGGGGAUGUGGAAACAUUGAUCGUAGGACAUGGUUUUAAGGGCCCCGUGAAAGAGUACAUAGAAGUUACUUUUGGCUAUGGCCCUGGGAUGCUUGGAGUUUCAGUAGCAGUGCUUAUCGGCUUUUCUGUCUUUUUCUUUUCCAUGUUCGCUAUCUCUGUCAAAGCUCUCAACUUUCAGAAAAGAUAAAUGGAGAUUGAGUUGAAGCCAUGAAGGAUAUCAAGCCCAAUCUCAACAUCAAAAUUGUGGACUCAACAUAUUGGUGAUUGGUGGGGCCAUACGUGUCUCUGGUCCGUUUUAUAAGAAUGAAAAUGAUAGGAAAUAAAGAAAAUAGAAGGGAAAAAAAGAUACAUUUUUGGUGUUUGAUUAGCAUGAAUAUAGUAGAAAGUGCUAGAAAGAAAAUUUUCUUGUACAACUCAUUUAAGCUUAUGACUUUAUAGCUUUCAUUUUCUUACUAAAAGCACAAUAAAUUCUUAUAUUCUUGUGAAAGUGGUCAUCUCUUAC